GAGCUCCCACCAAACGCGACCUCUAGCGAACAAAAUUGGUAAAAACUUUCGGGUAGAUUCCAAUUCCUAACCAACAAAAAAAAAAAAAAAAAAAAAAAAAGAGCUUCUUGAGGAAUACUAAUGGAUUCUUUUCUAUUUUUUGAUCUAAUGAAAUUAUAUCAAUGCGUAAAUCUAUUCUAUCCUCCAGUGUAGUUAUUAAUUUUUUUCGGUGUUGCUGAACAGUGUCUCCUAGUGAGUGAAGUAUGGAGAGCACAGAGCUCUGCGAGGCGAAUGCCACCAGCUAUCUUCCUGGGGACCCUGAAUUGAUUGACAAAAUUGUCUUUCAGCUCAAACUUCAGGGAUUAUUUGAUGAAUUUCGGAAAGAAUGCCUAGCUGAUGUUGACACCAAGCCUGCUUAUCAAAAUUUGCGACAACGUGUAGACACUUCAGUUGAAUCAUUUCUAAACAGAACAACAUGGUGUGCAACUUUGAACAAGAAAAAUGUCCGUGAAAACUUGAGGAAACAUGUCUAUGACUGCCGAUUCCUGGAUAUGGGGCUGGAGCGAAUAGUGGAGCAGGUAGUCAAUCCAAAAAUCUGCUCAGUUUUCAUGCCCAAAGUAGAGGAGGUUGUUUAUAAAUUUCUUGGUAUUCCAAUUGAGGCGAAGCCAGAAGCAGAAAGCACCAGCACCUCUAACAAAGGAACUGAGAAAGGAAAAUCUAGUCGCUUUAAAGGGGAGCCUCACAAUCUUUUGCCAGAAGAGCUCGAGCCAAUCUCACCAGACCACAAUGGACUCAGUGAUGGUGAGGUUGCCGACAAAUCUGAAGGCAAGCAAGAAGACACAAACCUAGAGGAAGAAACCAAAGAAAUUAAAGAAGAAAUACUCUCUCCCUCGCGGAUCAAACAAGAAGCCAAAGAAGAUAGCAAAGAAGACGAUACUUCACCUAUGUUUGAACCGCAUCAUGGGAAGAAAGACAGUGACAGUGAGAUGUCCGGUAUUUCGGAUAUGCUAAGCCAGAGCAGUUUGGAAAGCCCGAAAAAAACUGACUCUCCGGAGAUGGAAGUAGCACAAGUUCAAACGCCUCAAGAUACUGAAAUCAAGGUAGAAAUUGAAGCUGUUUCACAAGAUUUCAAUGUCGAGGAAUCUGAGCCAAUGAUUGAUGCAAGUGCCAUCUCACCGCUGACAUCCUCAUCUGUCGGGUCACCAGACUCGCCGCGUGAAAAAAUGUUGUUCAGUGAGAAAAUGUUCGACGAGACGUGUGCAUCUUAUAUCAGCAUAAAGAGCGCUAAUGAAGGCCAGUUUGAUGAUGAAUCGUCAGACAGUGAUGGGUAUGAACGCGUAAGGAUCACCUACAGCCCAAAAGAGCAUUUUGGACCUAAAGAUAGCAAUGGUCUAGCCGAUGGCAAAAAGUCUAAUAGUGAUUUAGACACAAGUUCGAUAGAGAGUCGCAUUGGUGGGAAAAAGGACAAGGGUAGAGAAGGUAGUCCAGGUGUGCAACUCUCUCAAGAAGACGAUGAAGAGUUGAGCCUCCCAAAAACGCCCACCAUUCACUACGACAAUGCAGAGUUUGAGUCUGUGAACGAACUUCAAAAGAGUAUUAAGAAAACGCAAGAAAAGUCUGUAGAAGAAAGCUCCCUCACAUCAUCUGACGACUGUCUUUCAAAGUCUGGAGUGGUCAAGGACAGUACAGAGAAUUCAAAUAUGUGCUUCAAGCAGACGGAGGAGUCCAAUCUGAGUAUCGACACAGAGAACAGUUUGUCGGGGAAAAAGAACUUGACUGAGCAAAAAAAGCGAGAGACACAGAAAUUGUACGAACGCAACUCAAAAGAGAGUGAAAGAAAACACAGUCAUAGAUCAUCACACUCUUCACGCAAAGACAGUGCAACAAAAGAACGUCACAGUCACAGUUCUAAGUCGAGUAGAGAUGUGUCUAAAGAAAGCAAAGAAAAGUCAUCUAAAGAUGGGAAAGAAUCGGGCCACAAAUCCAAAGAUUACAAGUCAUCUAAAGACUCCAAAGAUGCAAAGGUUCAGAAGGACAAAGAAACAAAACCCUCUAAAGAUGACUCUUCAAAAGACAAACAUGAGCACUCAUCCAAAGCACAUCAUUCAUCUAAAGAAAGCCAGGAGUCGAAAGAUUCAAAGCACCAUUCACGAGACAGCAAACACAGCUCCAAGCACCGGUCCAGUGAUAGAUCAUCCAAAGAUCACCAUCGCAGCUCCUCAAAAGAUAGUCAUGACAAACACAAGUCUUCGAAAGAAGUAGACAAGAAGUCUAAAGAUGAAGGCAAGGAAAAAAAUUCUGGAGACAAAACAAAAGAGGAAAAAAAGACUGAUAAAAACCACAAAGAUCGCAAAAACAAAGAUCAGUGUUCAUCCAGUACAAGUAGUCGUGACAGAGACAGCCGUCGUUCAUCAGACCGAGAUAAUGACGGCUCCAGCAGUACACAUCGUAACCACAAAUCAUCUCAGAUACACAGUACAUCCGAAACAUCUCGCAAAGAAGAUCCUCCCAAAAAAUCCAGUCACAAGCAUUCAAGCAGUUCGUCUAAAUCAUCAGAUAGCAGUGAUUCCACCAAAGCUCGCAUCGUCCAUCCGGUUUUGGAACAUCCCCUCCCAGAUGUCAACCUGCAGGACCCUCCAGCUGCGACCGAUGUCUCAAGCCAAAGUCUGGUCACAAAAUCUGAAUUGCAGCAAUCCUUAUCGGACAACCAUCUAGGAAACACACUCAUACUGUUUGACAAGACACCUAAGGUCAUUUUGGAGCGUUGCUCAUUAGAUGGACUUCAAAGCCCACCUAUGAAUGUCUCUGGUAGUCAUGCCAGUAUUAUUUCACUCGCUAGCUCAUUCAGCAGAAUCAAAGAGGAUACAGAUUCAUUGCGUGUGAAAAAGCCUAGAAAUGCUGCUAAUUUCCUUGAGGCCAAAAAAAUGCUAGAACAGCAUAUACUAGAGAAACAGAUGUUGUCAGAGCAAUCUAAACGCGACAAGUGCCUUGAAAAUAAAUCUUUGCAGGAAUCUGUCGAAAGUAGUUCAGUAGCAAGCAAGCAGAUUACGGCUGAUGAACCUGUUUGCUCUGAGCCACCAAGUCCUAAAAAACGCAAGAUAGCUGCAAACAUAUUCCAGUCGCUAGACAGACCUAAUGAACAGAAAAUCUUUGAGUUAUCGGAAGAAAGCGAAGAAAUUGUUUCCAGGGCGGAGUGUGUAGCCGAUUUUGACAAAACAAAUUCUGGAUCUGAUGGACCAAUAGGUGAUGUCUCUUUGGUUAACACACCUGCAGGAGAAACCAGCAAAUUUAAUGAGACUGUUCAAGCAAAUGGAAGUGACCUAAUUAAUUCUACAAUGAACCGUGUUGAAAGUGAAUUAGAAGUUUUGACAACACCUGAAAAUAAUGGAUCCACAGUGGAAACAGAAAGAGAUCAAAGUAUACAACAAAUGUGGAGCGGUGAAAAUUCAAUAAAGACUGAAAGCUACCCAACUAACCCUGAAGAGGACCCUGAGAAAAACUCAGAUCGAACAAAUAGUGAGGCAAAUGCUGUUGAAUUACAAACUAGUGAAAGCCAGAGCGAAGUUCAGCACACUCAGUUCAGCAAAGAAGUAAAUAUUAGUCUAAAAGCAGGAGAAAUGGACGUGGGGCAAAAUAUUGCACAGUUAACAGGAAUUGAAACAAAAAUUUUCACAAGUCCUGAUGAAAAAGAUCUCGCACAAAGUAGCUCAACACCAGAAAACCAUGGGUUCACAGCAAAGACUGCUAGUUCUAAAAACGCAGAUGAAUCAGAGGGAAGUGUCAAUCAAUCUGAGAACAAUAUGCAAGAUAGUUUGGAAAUAAAGGGAGAGGAAACUUUAAUUACGACUGAAAAUAAAACAAAAGAAUCAAAUCAGUCAGUAGUUGAGGGAAAAUCUGACAAAAAUUCAAUGGAAGUAGAGUACGAACAGAAUACUGACAGAACAGAAGUUUGCACAGUAAAAGAAAACGUAGAGGUGCAGGAAAGCUCAGAUAAAUCACUUCCACAAAGAAAUGAAAAUUCUGUGAAAGACUGUGCUGAGGUUAUGCUGGACCUAGAAAAGGAUGAAGAUUUGCAGCCAUCUAUGACUCGAAACGAAGGACAAUCGAAAGGCCUCUCAGUCAAUUAUCUGGAAGCAGAAAAAACAGCCGAGAUCUUGCUGCCAAAUACUUCACAAUCAGAAAUAUUAGGAGACACUGAACAGAGCAUAGUAAAAGAAGAAAACCAGCCAGUUGCUCUCAGCGUUGCUACCAGAGAAAUAGGAAAAGAGGCAUCAGCAGCAGAGAUUCUUGGUUCUGAAUCAGCGCAAGCUGAAAGUAUGGAUGUAAACUUUGAAAUAAGUGACGAAUUAAAGGCUGACCCUAAAACUCUCUUUACCAAGUUCAGAUCCUUCUUAGUCUCCCGAUUUCAAAAUCUCUCCACUACAGACACCAAGAGCUUAGAACAAAUUCCUGCACAGGACCUGAUCAAUCAACAGUUCCUAAACUUCAUGAAUAAUUUUGAACUUCAGAUCAAACCUCUAAACCAAAAAAUCAGCUUGACGUCUGACUAUGUUGACAUUGACUCUGAUUUAGAUGAAUUCCUCCGUCUCAAUAACUUCCAAGUUCAGCGCCAGUAUUGUGUUAGUGUUCCAGAAAUUGGUUUGCCCUGUUGGGUGUACGAUGAAAAGCAUGACUGUUUUGUUUUGAAAGAAGAGAUAUCACCUGUGGUUUCAAAUCUGAAAAGGAAGGGGGGAGCAGCCAGCAGUGAGGAAGCCUCAAAUCAGAUGAAAGCGAAGAAAAUUAAAAUUUACGGCAUCAGCACAGGUGAGCUUCAGGUCAGCCCUGGUUCGCCGUGUUCUGGAGAGUCCUCCACCAAAAUUCCUCAUGGAGCUGAAGGGUCAAGGAGCAACCAGGCAUCGACCAAAUCAAACAUAUCAGAUGUUCCUAGCUUGUCUACAAGCCAACUCAAUGACAGUAUAUCACCAUCAAAAUAUGAUGGUGAUUGUAGCUUUGACGAUAGUAGUAUUUUAACCACGCCAAACAAAAGUUUGACUGCACAAUUGAUUGAACCAGCUCUGGAAAGUUUGCUUGCUGAAAGUGGCCUUGCUCCAUUUGUGCCCGGUGGAAACGUUCCAAGUCCCAAGAAUGCAAGCUCUGAAGAAGCGUUCAGUCUGCCACCGACUCCAGAGAGCGAAUCGAUUCUAAUUCACUCCAAGCCGCUCAAGGGGAGCAAACGGCAUUCAGGAGAGAGCAAUGCUACAGCAAAGAAAAAAUCACCAAUCAGUGGGAAAACUACGCCGCCCAUGAAACAAAGAAAUGCACUUGUGGAAUCCUCUCAGGGUAAGCUGCAGAGGUAUGACAGCAGUGACCUGUACAAACCCCGACCUCUAUUUUCUCAGACCUCUCGACGAGCUAGAAGUAAUAAUUCAAGUACCCGAGAUUCCAUAGGUGUGGAAAAUGAAAGCAUCAAUGCACUGAACUCAAACAUUGUGACGAAAAAAAGGUGAUCAAUAUUGGAGACCAAUGUAAUAGUGCCUGUACAUACUGUUCAAUAUCUUCCCGGUGAAGUUUCCUGAACUCCCUUUCUGCCAUACUCCGAGCUUUAGUAAUCAGUUUCCAGAAAUAACUCUGUAAUUUUCUUUUGUAAACUGAUCGUUUAUCAAAGGAAUCUCAUUUCCUUCCACUAUUGAGCUGUGAUUGUUUCUAAGUUGGAUAUUCCAGCAAUAAAGUAUUACCGUGUUA
Bemisia tabaci is the source of this 5700-nucleotide messenger RNA. RefSeq lists its product as uncharacterized. Gene Ontology annotation, biological process: replication fork processing. Gene Ontology annotation, cellular component: Set1C/COMPASS complex. Lineage: Eukaryota; Metazoa; Arthropoda; Insecta; Hemiptera; Aleyrodidae. The record is from RefSeq and is a predicted model, not a curated record.